This is a messenger RNA of Onychomys torridus (southern grasshopper mouse), 156 nucleotides long. RefSeq names its product 60S ribosomal protein L39-like. NCBI's taxonomy places the organism in Eukaryota, Metazoa, Chordata, Mammalia, Rodentia, Cricetidae. The record is from RefSeq and is a predicted model, not a curated record. The transcript has a single exon. Gene Ontology annotation, molecular function: structural constituent of ribosome. Gene Ontology annotation, cellular component: cytosolic large ribosomal subunit; ribosome. Gene Ontology annotation, biological process: translation. Bases 1 to 156 code for a protein of 51 amino acids.
AUGUCUUCUCACAAGACUUUCAGAAUCAAGAGAUUCCUGGCCAACAAACAAAAGCAAAAUUGUCCUAUUCCUCAGUGGAUUUGGAUGAAAACUGGUAACAAAAUAAGGUACAACUCUAAGAGAAGAUACUGUAGGAGAACAAAGCUGUUUCUAUAA